Messenger RNA from Prosopis cineraria, 1369 nucleotides. Its product is annotated as cystinosin homolog. The transcript is spliced from 7 exons. Gene Ontology annotation, molecular function: L-cystine transmembrane transporter activity. Bases 316 to 996 code for a protein of 226 amino acids. NCBI's taxonomy places the organism in Eukaryota, Viridiplantae, Streptophyta, Magnoliopsida, Fabales, Fabaceae. The record is from RefSeq and is a predicted model, not a curated record. Gene Ontology annotation, cellular component: vacuolar membrane. Gene Ontology annotation, biological process: L-cystine transport.
UUCCCCCAGUAGCGUCUCUGUACUUUAUUGGAGGUCGAUUUCACAAUUUAGAGAAGCUAAAAAAUAUAAAAAGGCAUGCUUGCUUGCUUGCUAAAUUUCUCAACCCCAAGUUUGAAGGUUCCGUCUACGAAACAUUUGGAAAGAAGACAGUGAUUGAAAUUCCCAUUUGAAACACAGAUUGGAAGGUCCUGCCAACAUUUGGGAUCAAGACAACUGUGUUUCACUUCGCUAAAAAAAAAAAAAGAAGAAGAAGAAGAAGGCAACUGUGUUUCACACCCCAAAUUUCUUGAGAGAAUCUGAGACACCGAUAGAGAAAUGGCUUCCUGGAAUUCAAUUCAUCUUAAAGUCUUGUACCAAGUACUGGGUUGGUCUACUUUCUUUUCCUGGGCCAUCAGUUGUUACCCUCAGAUCGUGUUGAACUUUCGUCGGAAAAGUGUGGUGGGCUUAAACCUUGAUUACGAGAUACUCAACUUAACAAAGCACUUGUCCUAUCUCAUCCACAAUGCUUCCCUCUACUUCAGCUCUGUCAUUCAGAAACACUUCGAGAAAUAUGGUUUUGAACAGAUGAUUCCUGUGGCUGCUAAUGAUGUUGCUUUCUCUACUCAUUCAGCUAUAAUGACCUCGAUUGUGCUGUCCCAGGUUGUAAUAUAUGAACGUGGAAGUCAGAAAUUCUCCAUGUAUGCCAUUGGAAUAGUCUCCGUGGUAUUGUUCAUUGCUGCAAUUUGUUUUUUCAUAGCUUUACAUGACAACUCUUGGCUUUGGCUCAUCUCCAUCUUUAACUCAAUUCAAGUAUGUAUGACCCUAAUCAAAUACAUGCCCCAGGCAUUCAUGAACUUCUUGAGGAAGAGUACAGAUGGAUUCAGCAUUGGCGGGGUUUUGCUUGAUUUUUCUGGUGGAAUUUUCAAUUACUCACAAAUGGCCGUCCAAUCUAUAGAUCAAGGUUCAUGGGUUAACUUCUUUGGAAACGUUGGGAAAGUAUUUAUAUCCUUGGUAUGACAGCUCAAAAUUCUGACUCCACUCUGUCCAUCUCUUAAAAGACUGAUUUAUUAAGCAUUGGAAAUAUUUUCACAUUAGGUGAUGAACACUGUGUAACCAUCUAUGCAUGUAACAAUAUUCUAUGAUUCUGUGCUUCUGUUUCAACAUUAUGUACUGUAUCCUGGGAAGAAAGCUGGUGCUUCUCACAGAGAUAAUGAAAAAAUCAGGGAGCCGCUCAUCUGCCCGGCUUCAACAGAUUUUUUAACUGAUCAGCACAUAAAGGAUUCGCCUAAAUCUUCGGAUCAGGCUUUGCCGCAAGAGGCGUAAACUAGACUUUGUAAAAUUUGCCUUAAGAUUGGAUUAAUUUUCAUUCUGUUAAGUCUGUUUUAAAUUU